ACUUUGCACGUAAAAGGAAGGGUGAUACUUCAGGAAGUUCAGGUAGACUUGACGCAGUGGAUCGUAACGUGUUGCUGACAGAUUCACAGUGAAGUUUUGAAGAACUUUUAGCAACGAAUUGAAAGAAAUAAUUGUUCCAUCAUGGGAUGUGGAGCGUCGAAAACCACAGCUCAUGAAUCGACUAGUACUAGUCCUAAAGACGCUCAGCAAACAAAAGAUCGGCGCCAAGAACAAACUCAACGGCGUGAACAAGAAGAGCAACAGCAGCAUCCGCAGCAGCUACAGCAGAAGCAGCCAUCACCACCACAUCAACAUCUUCAAGACAGCGGGCCUGCAAAACACAGCGAGCUGAAGUACCUACCCAAGCCGACUCCGCCUGCUACAAAGAAAAAAGAAUACAUUCCGGACUCGAAUGUGUUCGCGGAUAUUGACGACCACGCAUUACAGGCGCCAAAGUCUGCAGCCAGCUCGGUAGAAAACCUCGUGAACUAUUUGACCAAGGUUUGCUCAACCAAUCUGGAGAGAAUCCGUGUCCUCUUCAGGUGGAUUACCAACAAUAUCGAGUAUGACGUCCAGAGCCUCCGCUCUGGUAACAUCCAAGGAGGGAAUUGUACGCCGGAUGCGGUGUUGCAGAGAGGCUGUGGGAUGUGUGAAGGGUACGCGGAGCUAUUCCAGGACAUGUGCAGGCGGGCGGGCAUCACAUGUGAGAAGAUCAGUGGGUACGCCAAGGGGGCCAGGUAUUCGGCUGGAGACUUGUUCGAGGGCAAGGAUACAGAUCAUGCAUGGAACGCCGUGUAUGUAGAUAACGCCUGGCGUCUACUCGACUGUACGUGGGCUACUGGCUUCGUAAAUCCCGCUCAGCCUUUCCAGUUCAAGUUCAAGGAACACUACUUUCUGACCGAUCCUGAGGAGUUUAUUUACACACACUUUCCUUACAACAAAAGCCAGAACAUGGACAAGUGGCAACUGCUUGAUACACCAUGGACUCUGAAGCAAUAUGAAGAGGCACCUUUUCUGAAAGGAAGGUUUUUCGACCUCGGUAUAAGUCCCUCGAGCUUGAGUCACUGCAGAUCUCUCAUUGAGUUCGAUGACUCCGUUAAAUUCGGCUUCUCAUCCGACCGGCAAAUCUCGGUUACUCACGACCUAACAGACAAAGCCUCCGGACAGACGUUCAGUCAGUACUCGUAUUUGUACGUUCAUCAGGAUGAUUUUAAAGCUGUCACUCUUGUGGUGAACCCGCCCUCUGUCGGCGACUAUAAGCUAACUCUUUUUGCCAAGGAAAGAACAGCCGGUGACAAAGAGAAGGAAUGGAUAGGUGACUUCUUGCUAAGAUGUACCUCCGUGUCGUGUCCCAAGAACCCCUACCCUACCGGGUCCCAGUGGGGUCUUAAUGCCAAAGCUACGGCUCUUGGUCUCGCAUUCAAGGGGACGAACCCGUCAGUGGCACCCGACGACACCGGUCUCGCCAAAGUGGAGUUUAAAAUUGACAAGAACAGGCCCGUUGAGACCAACUGUGUUUUGUCCAAAGCGGAUGGGGUAGGAUCUGGUAACAGUGUCCUGAGAACCAACACGAACGACGGUUUCACGUACCUAGUGGUCGUGCCUUCGGAAGGCUUGUUCAAUUGCACACUCUUCGCCAAGCCGGCCGGAAGCGAAGGCAGCCGCCAGUACAUGGGUGAUUUUCUGGUUGAGUCUAAGAGUACCCCGUCCACUCCCAGAACCUUCCCACAUGUAUAUGAUCUUUUCGGUGAUGGAUGUGAGCUUCUGGAACCGAUGCAAGGCAGACUACCUGCAAAUACCGAGUUGAGAUUCAAGCUCCGUGUUCCAGACGCAGGCGACGUGGCUGUAUUCGCGAACGGCAGCCAGUGGCAUCACCUGGAGAACCCUUCGGGCGAUGAUCUAUGGCAAGGAAACGUCGCAACGGAAGUUGAGGGCGAUCUCACAGUUUAUAAAAAGAACAAAAAGGGUACAUUUUCAGGAUUGCUCAAGUACACUAUUGCUUGAUGCAUUACUGUCGUGAUAAAAAGCCUGAAGAUGGUGGACGGAUUCUCCAGUUUUCUUGUCUCGUUUGCUGAUACUUUUGUAACCAAGGGAGCCAUCGACCUUUCUACCAGAUUCACCUACAUAUCUACAUUUUGAGGGUAACAAAUAAAAAGGCAAAAAAUACAUUGCAAUUGUCUGAUUUUUGUUAUGAAAACGGGAAGCGUCCAGGAAAGAGGAGGCGUUCGGGGACGAGAAACUGGUGUUUUUUUAAUUGGCCUUAUCAUCGGGCAUAAUCAGGAUAUAUAAUUUGAUAGAAGCUUCAAUGCUAAUGUCAUUUCUGAGUCGUUAAAAAAUGCAUUUUUUGGCAAAAUGCUAUUAAAAUUGAAUUUACAUA
This is a messenger RNA of Patiria miniata (bat star), 2377 nucleotides long. Its product is annotated as kyphoscoliosis peptidase-like. The transcript is spliced from 6 exons. The record is from RefSeq and is a predicted model, not a curated record. Lineage: Eukaryota; Metazoa; Echinodermata; Asteroidea; Valvatida; Asterinidae. The coding region runs from base 142 to 2004 and encodes 620 amino acids.